Molecule: messenger RNA, 427 nt
Organism: Racocetra persica
Lineage: Eukaryota; Fungi; Glomeromycota; Glomeromycetes; Diversisporales; Gigasporaceae
Source: the annotation of a GenBank genome assembly
AUGAGAGAAGAACAACUUAACUCUGAAAUUUUCAAUUCUGAUAUAAAACAUCACAGAGCAGUAAUCUAUUCAGAACUUGACUUUAUGCUCAAAGAAUUUGUACUAAUUUACCAGAAUAAAAUGAUUUUAAGUGAUGCUUUGCUUGUUGAAAAAGCUAAGAAAGAAGUUAUUGCUAAAACAAUUCAUAAUUGUUGGCGCUACACUAAAAUUUUUUCAGCAGAUAUCAAUACUAAUUUACAAAACCUUUCUGAUGAUAUGGAUUUAGAGCUUGAUAAGCUUGAUGAUUUUGCUAAUACACUUGAAGCCCUUUAUCCUUAUCUUACUUACCCAAUACAAGUUAAAGAAUUCUUAUCUAUUCCCAAUGAAGAUAUUGUUUACGAAGUUCCUGAUGAUGAUCAAGUUACUACAGAUCUUGUUAACACAUUUA